Molecule: messenger RNA, 1935 nt
Organism: Hevea brasiliensis (rubber tree)
Lineage: Eukaryota; Viridiplantae; Streptophyta; Magnoliopsida; Malpighiales; Euphorbiaceae
Product: putative disease resistance protein RGA3
Exons: 3
Coding region: 103-1935 (610 amino acids)
Biological process (GO): defense response to other organism
Molecular function (GO): ADP binding; protein binding
Source: RefSeq, a predicted model, not a curated record
UUUAAGAGACGAAAUCAUUAUUGUAGAAAUAUAUAUUCACCCGUCAUUGCUCAAUUCUCAUUUCUCCUUUCUGAUCAAUCAAUUACCUACCACCUUUUAACUAUGGCUGACGUUCUUGUUUCCAAAGUCUUGGAAGAACUAAUUUCAAUCGUUGCUCGUGAGAUAGAACAAGAGGUGAGGCUCGUUGUGGGUGUCAAGAAAGAAGUUCAAAUGCUGACUACCAAAUUCCAGUUCAUCAAGGCCGUGCUGGUGGAUGCCGAGAAUAGACAAGUGAAGGAUGAUGCGAUCAAACUUUGGAUGCAGAAGCUCAAAAACAUUUCCUACGAUAUGGAUGAUGUGCUAGACGAGUGGACCACUGCAAUUCAGAAAUCCCAAAUUAUGGGAGAUGAACGUGUUUGGGUCAAAGGUAGAGACCAAGAACAAAAAGCAAUAGUGGAGAAGUUGUUGACGGGGAGUAGCCAAACACCAAGCCUCCACAUCAUCUCUAUAGUAGGAAUGGGGGGGAUUGGAAAAACUACUUUGGCCAAAUUAGUCUACAACGAUGAUGAGGUGAAAACCCAUUUCGAAACGAGAAUAUGGGUUUGUGUCUCGGAUCCCUUUGAUGAGAUUAAGAUUGCCAAGGCGAUCCUUGAAUCUCUCACAAAUGAGGCUCCAAAUUUACAUGAAUUGCAAACUAUACUGCAAAACAUACGCAAAUCUCUAGAGGGGAAGAAGUUUCUUCUCAUACUUGAUGAUUUGUGGGAAGAAAAUUCUGAAAAAUGGGUACAAUUGAAAAAUUGUCUCAAAUGUGGUUCACCAGGAAGUAGAAUUUUGGUGACCACACGAAAGGAGAUUGUUGCAAGUGCGAUAGGUUGCAUUGACAUUCACAAAAAAGGACAAUUGUCCGCAGAAGAUUCUUGGUUUCUAUUUAGUCAAAUUGCAUUUUUGGGAUGGAGCAGUGGAGAGCGUGAGCCAUUGGAGGACAUAGGUAAGAAAAUUGUAAGCAGGUGCAAAGGAUUGCCUCUUGCAGUGAAGACUCUAGGAAGUCUUUUGGUCACCAAAAAAUCCAAAAGUGAGUGGCAAACCAUCAUGGAUAGUGAGGUGUGGGAACUAGAAAAUGCUGAAGUUUAUAUUUUUCCCCAUUUAUGGCUUAGUUAUAAUGAUUUGUCCCCACCAUUGAGGCAAUGUUUUUCUUACUGUGCCAUUUUCCCCAAGGACCACUUGAUGGAAAAACAAAAACUGAUAGAGUUAUGGAUGGCACAUGGUUAUAUUAAGGAAACAACAAAAAGAGACAUGGAGAGAAUUGGUGAGGAGUAUUUUCAGAAUUUAGCUUCACGCUCUUUCUUCCAAGAUAUCAACAUGGUUGACGAUUUCUAUGACAUUUCAUAUACAUGUAAAAUGCAUAACAUAGUGCAUGAUUUUGCCCAGUAUAUCAGGAGGGAUGAAUGUUUUAGCAUGGAGGUUAGUAGCUCUGUUGAGUCAAGUAUAGAAUCUGUCAGUAAUGAAGCACGUUAUUCGAGGAUAGUGCUUGCAGGAAAAGGCUCGUUACCGGGCUACUUUUAUGAUGCAAAGAAACUACGCGGCCUCAUAGCUCAGUUCGAAGGAGGUUUUGUGGCCACUGCAGUGCUAUCUAGUUUUUUCAAUGAAUUAACUUGUUUGAGAUCUUUAGAUCUAAGCAAUUGUGACAUUGAAGAAAUCCCACCAACAAUAAGCCAAUUGAUACAUUUGAGGCAACUUGACUUGUCUUCUAAUGAUCAUCUGAAGUCGUUGCCUGAAACAUUGUGUGAAUUAUAUAAUUUGCAAGCCUUAGAUGUUUAUGAUUGUUAUAAUUUGGCAAAGUUGCCCGAUGGUGUUGGAAAACUCAGAAGCAUUCUCUCUUGGGGAUCUAGAAAGUCUGAACCUUCUUCAAGGAUUGCUUAUGUUAUCGGGCCUAGGAAAUGUGGACGACAUGGAUGA